UGUAAUGGAGUUUCAGAGAUGGCAGCUGCUUGUUGAUGUCGCUGUUAGACAAAUGCAACUAUUUGAAAGUUAGAGCUAAACCCCCUCAUCUUUACAAACAAGAUAAUAGUGUAUUACUAAAGCAGUACAUUUUAAGUGUGGCUAAACUGAAAAAAAAGGUCAAAAGAGAACAGAACUUAAAAUUCUAUGAAAUUGUCCCAAAGGGAUUAUAUUUUUCAUUUUUGAUGCCUUCCAUCUGAAAGUGGCACUAUGCCCGCAGCCACUGUGGAUCAUAGCCAAAGAAUAUGUGAGGUAUGGGCUAGUAACCUGGACGAGGAGCUGAAAAGGAUUCGCCAGGUGAUCCGAAAAUACAAUUAUAUAGCAAUGGACACAGAGUUUCCAGGUGUAGUUGCACGACCAAUUGGAGAGUUCAGAAGCAAUGCGGACUACCAGUACCAGCUGCUGCGAUGUAAUGUUGAUUUGCUGAAGAUCAUCCAACUCGGCCUUACUUUUAUGAAUGAACAGGGGGAAUACCCACCAGGAACAUCAACGUGGCAAUUCAACUUCAAAUUUAACCUCACAGAAGAUAUGUACGCACAGGAUUCUAUUGAGCUACUGACUACAUCAGGUAUCCAGUUCAAAAAGCAUGAAGAAGAGGGCAUUGAGACACUGUAUUUUGCAGAGCUUCUUAUGACUUCAGGUGUGGUGCUCUGUGAAGGUGUCAAGUGGCUGUCAUUUCAUAGUGGCUAUGACUUUGGUUAUCUAAUCAAAAUUUUGUCCAACUCCAAAUUGCCAGAAGAGGAGGUUGACUUCUUUGAGAUUCUUCGUUUGUUUUUCCCCAUUAUAUAUGAUGUCAAAUACCUCAUGAAGAGCUGCAAAAACCUGAAGGGUGGCUUGCAGGAGGUGGCAGAGCAGCUGGAGCUAGAGAGGAUUGGCCCUCAGCAUCAGGCAGGCUCGGACUCUCUCCUCACAGGAAUGGCUUUCUUUAAGAUGAGAGAAAUGUUUUUUGAGGAUCACAUUGAUGAUGCUAAGUACUGUGGUCACUUGUAUGGCCUGGGCUCUGGCUCGUCCUACGUCCAGAACGGCACAGGCAACGCCUAUGAAGAGGAAGCCAGCAAACAGCAGUCAUGACACAACAAGAACCCCCCCUCACUGUAGAGACCUGCAGGGCUUAAAAACAUGGGUUUUUUAGUUUUUCAUAAAAUGUUCAAUAGGAAUUUGCACUUUAAAGCUCCAGCGAGACUCUUGAUUUUAAAUGUAAAGCUAAAAGAACUUCCUCCACUUUGUUGCCUUCUCUACGUUAACAUUUUGUCACAAGUUGUUCCUGUUUUAUGAUGAGUAUAAAAAAAAAAGGGUGUUUUAUUCCCCCCUCCCCCGCAGAGCUCAGCCUUAAAAUUAAGCUACAUUUUAUGUUUUGGUUUUUUUUUUUGUUUUUUUUUUGGUUUGUUUGUUUGUUUGUUUUUGUUUGUUUGUUUUUUUAAAUAAUUAAUUUAUUGCAUUCAUUGUCAUGUCGUGUUGAAUUAUGCAUCUUAUUUAGCAAACAGCAGUAUACCAGUAACCUACAAGCGUGGUGGUUCCCUGAGCAGAGGAGUACUAUCCAUUUUUCACAAUCUGCAGUAGCUUGAGACAGACAGUGCCCCACAGUCUCACACGCAAAUACAGGCACUUACCGGCACAAAUGAGGCCUUGCACUGAUUUUACCAUAAUGUUGGGCUUACACAUUUUACCACAAAAUUAGAAGUGUGAUGCAAAACUGCCACUAUUUAAUUGGACUGAGGUCACUUCUGUAUCAAGAUUGUCUUCAUUUCAUUUUUUUAAAGUGACUUGAAGGUUUUGUAUAGUUUUAGUAAAAAUUCAAUGCCUUUUAUUCAUUAUGCUUCUUUAAAAAAAUCUUAACCAACUCAAGUACUCAGUGUCAGUGGAAUUAGGUUUAACGUUACCUGUAGUGCUGGUUUUUCAGUCAUGCACAUUUUGUGCUGUUUGGGUUUUUUGUAUUGUACUGCUUUACAAGUCUGUGUUGCAUAGAUCUGCUGCAUGUACUGAUGGCUUUUGAAUAAAUGCUCUAUUGAGUCAUGGUCUGAGCUUUUACAGAGAUGUGACGUGCAUGGACGGUGCUUAUCUUCCAUUGACUGUUGCCUCUGGAGAAUGUGGAAAAAAAACACUUAACCCUCUUCCUUUCCCCUCUCCACUCCGUUAACGUGUAAAAUAUACAUGUUGAAAAUAUGCAAUAUCGAGGGUGACUGUUUUUAGAGCUUUUGUAAAUAAAGGCCUCAGAUUUUCUAACAUCUGAAAAGUGGU
This is a messenger RNA of Electrophorus electricus (electric eel), 2277 nucleotides long. RefSeq names its product CCR4-NOT transcription complex, subunit 7 (gene cnot7). Gene Ontology annotation, molecular function: poly(A)-specific ribonuclease activity; nucleic acid binding. Gene Ontology annotation, cellular component: CCR4-NOT complex. NCBI's taxonomy places the organism in Eukaryota, Metazoa, Chordata, Actinopteri, Gymnotiformes, Gymnotidae. The record is from RefSeq and is a predicted model, not a curated record.